Messenger RNA from Babjeviella inositovora NRRL Y-12698, 969 nucleotides. RefSeq names its product alpha/beta fold hydrolase. The record is from RefSeq and is a predicted model, not a curated record. The transcript has a single exon. The annotation marks the transcript as partial. NCBI's taxonomy places the organism in Eukaryota, Fungi, Ascomycota, Pichiomycetes, Serinales.
GCCCACUUCCCGCGCAAGCCGGGCUCCACCAUUCUUCCCACUGACCGCUUACAGGUCGCAUAUGCGAAGUACGUGCCACGCAGCAGCUCAGACGACCCCAGAACCACCUUGAACUUGAUCUUUACACACGGAACUGGGAUGAAUAAAAGCGUGUGGCGCCACCAUAUCGACCAGCUCUAUGAGUUGUCCCACGCCCCGACCUCCACCUUGCCGUGGAAGUUGGGAAAGGUGCUUGCGAUGGACUACGUCAACCACGGAGACUCCUGCGUGUUGAACAAACACAAGAUGGGCCACAAGUAUUACUGGGGUGACACGGGUAAAGACGUGAUCAAGAUUUUGAAGCACGAGGCCGUCAAAAACACUGCAGACAGUCGAACCAUCGGAAUUGGCCACUCCGUCGGCGGACACGGGAUGCUCUACGCCGGGUUUUUGGAGCCCGUCAUGUUUGAUUCCAUCAUUGCGGUCGAUCCGAUGUUUUUCACCUUCCACAAGUUUGCAUUGGACCGCCCGGACGACUGGGAAAAGCACCGCCGGAUCCACAAGGCUAUCGAAAAGAAUGUGCGGGACCUGUUUGCCAACGAGGAGGAGUGCUUCCGAUGGUUCAGGACGGUGCCGUUUUAUACCAAGUUCCAUCCCAAGGUGUUGGACUACUUUGUAAAUGACGAGGUUAUCUACAACGCCGACGGAACCAUGAGCGGAAAAUCGACAACCAAGCAGCAGGUGGUGGCCUACACGUCGAAAGAUGUGUCGACUGUGGAGGGUUGUGCGAUUUUGCCAUUUGUGACCGUCCCGGUAUUGCACUUGAUUGGGUCCAAUUUCUCUCUGAGUUUUCCCAAGGAAGGAACGGACUUUAUCCGGUCCACGAUUCCCGACUGUACCGGGGCGACAGUGCCAGAUGCAGGGCACAUGGUGCACUGUGAGAGGUUUGAAGAGACUAUAGCGAUUAUGGUGAAUUGGCUUUCCAAGAGA